AUGGGAUGUGACGUCAGCAAGAGUGUUGAAGUGAAUGACGUCAACACUGCUGAAGACGAGGCUGCCGACUUCUCUGACAACCAAAUUGACACGAUACGGAGCACUUGGCCAAUCUUGUCACGUGACAUGGUUGGCUUCGGAGAAAAGGUGUUCCUUCGGAUAUUUCUGGAGGAACCUAGGAUCAAAACGGUUUUCAAGAAUUUUUCAUAUAUGGACGAAAACAACCUGAAACAGUCAAAAAUAUUUCUUGAUCACGUGACGAAGUUCAUGCAGGUGGUCGAUUCAGUUGUGGAUAGUUUGGAAAAACCUAAAACUGAAAUUCAACAGACUUUGCUGAUGCUUGGCGCACGACACGCCACUUUCGACGGUUUUGACAUUGAAUAUUUCGCUGUGUAUAUAAAAGUGCUGAUGAGCGUCUGGGAGACAGCAAUUGGAGAGGAAUUCAUUCCGGAAGUGCGGGAAAGUUGGAAUAUAGUGUUUACUUACAUUGUCCGAUAUCUCUGUCAAGGUUACGAACUUUAUGUGCUGGAAAGUGAACAUGAAAAAUCGUGCAAUGGUAAUUCAAGUGUAACAUAA
Messenger RNA from Ylistrum balloti, 576 nucleotides. RefSeq names its product globin C, coelomic-like. The transcript is spliced from 2 exons. The record is from RefSeq and is a predicted model, not a curated record. NCBI's taxonomy places the organism in Eukaryota, Metazoa, Mollusca, Bivalvia, Pectinida, Pectinidae. The coding region runs from base 1 to 576 and encodes 191 amino acids. Gene Ontology annotation, molecular function: heme binding; oxygen binding.